AUGGAGGUCAAGAUGAAAGGCUGGCCUCAAGCUACACUCCUCUAUCUCACGGUCAUUCUCUGCUUCUUUGCUGGCUUCCUCAAUGCUGGUCCUCUUCAAGGCACUCACCGCACCAAAGGCCACCACUCUGUUGUCAGCAGCUGGCAUCACACACCCACCUCUCACCAUGGCUAUCACGCUCCCACCCUGACUGCUUCCAAGGAGGUGUCAGUUCGUCCCUCACAUGACAUAGUCCCCUCUCACUCAUCGGUCAACACUUUGUCCACUCUCGAGCGUCGAGACUCAGACCCAGAAAAGAUCCAUCACAACUAUGCAAUAGUCUGCGGUGACAAAGAUUACACCGGCUUGUGCCGAUCCUUUGGUUACUCUUGCAACUCCAAGGGCAAGGUUACGUACACAGAGAAGAUCUCAUUCUGCGACAUCUGCAGAUGCCAGAAUCUCCUACCUGCGCCCAACAACUGUAUACUUCACAAAGCGAUCAAACAGUGUUCAGGUAAAACCAACAUGGUUGUGAAUGCCACAACCGGUGGGCUCCCUGGCAAUGGUUCCGAUCUCACAACCGGUGGUCUCCCUGGCAAUGGCUCCGAUCUCACAACCGGUGGGCUCCCUGGCAAUGUUUCCGAUCUAGAGCGUCGAGACGUAGACCCAGACAAGGUCCAUCACAACUAUGCACUAGUCUGCGAUGACAAAGAUUGGACCAGCUUGUGCCGAUCUAUCGGUUACUCUUGCAGCUCCUCGGGCAGGGUUACGUACACACAGAAGGCCUCUUUCUGCGACGACAUCUGCAGAUGCCAGAAUCUCCUACCUGCGCCAAAGAACUGUAUAGUUCACAACGCCAUCAAACAAUGUUCAGGUGUAACCAACAUGGUUGUGAAUGCCACAACCGGUGGGCUCCCUGGCAAUGGCUCCGGUCUAGCGCGUCGAGACGCAGAUGCAGACAAGGCCCACCACAACUAUGCCCUGGUCUGCGAUGACAGAGAAUGGACCACUAUGUGUCAAUCUAUCGGUUACUCUUGCAGCUCCUCGGGUAAGGUUAUGUACAAAUCGAAGGAUAUUUUGUGCGACGACAUUUGCAAAUGCCAGAAUCUCCUACCUGGGCCACAGUCCUGUCUGGUCAACAAAGCUAUCAAACAGUGUUCAGUUGUUGAUAACAUGGUUUUGAAUGCCACAACCGGUGGGCUCCUUGGUAAUGUCUCCGACGCGAGCAUUCUUCCCAAUGGCACCCUGGACCUUACCACAGCAAUUGCAAAGCGUGAUACGGGACUCAGCCAUGACCAAGCACUAGUCUGUUACGACCGUACUCUUACAGGGUUGUGUCAGGCCUCAGCACAUGGCUAUUACUGCAAUGCAUUAGGAAAGGUGCAGCACAAAGGCCAGGCUGAAACAGCUUGCGAGGACCACUGCACUUGUGUCAACAUCAACCCGAAACCGUGCAUCCUUCUUGAAGUCAAGUAUGUACCUUGCGGAGUCAAACAUGAUACGGUCUUUGACACGGUCAAUGGUACUGUCAUCGGCAACCUCUCGGACGCCCAAGUCCUCGCCAAUGGCAGUCUGAGUUUUACGUCCACCAAAGCACUUGCGAAGCGUCACAACUACGGGCUGAUAUGCCAAGACCGCGAGAACACCGCUCGGUGCGGUUCGAAGGCCCAGUAUUACUGCACUUCGAAGGGUGCUUUGAACAACAAAGGCGCCAUUAAUGCCUGGUGCGAAGAAAACUGUUUCUGUUGGGAUAUCGCGCCAUCAAUUCAGUGCUUUCCAAAUGCAGCCCUUCUCACUACAUGCCUGACCAAAGGCAAGAUGGUCUACACUGAGAAUGGAACCUUCCUGGGAGAGGUUAGCGAUGCAUAUACCUACCCUAAUGGUACAUUGGACUUCCGCAAAGUGGUUACGAGAGAUUUGGCCGCGGUAUCAGCCGACCCAUACCAUAUCAUAUGCAAGUCGCCGCAGCAGCCCACUCAAGUAUAUCCUGCUGGCGGACUGCUGUUUGACAAGAACCUGACCACAUUCUGCGCGACCCAUGGCUACUCAUGCACUAGCGAUCCAGGACGCGCAUCUUCGACCUUGACCUUACAGCCUGGCUCGGAGGACAUCAAGGCAUGCGAUAACGCUUGUGAGUGCCCCUCGCCAACUUGGAAGCGUCAAGGAAGCGAGUUUGAUGUAGCACCGACUCCACCGAAGAAGCCCUCCCCAACACCCAGCUUGACCAUUCAGGACAUUCUACUUUACUGCGAUUCGAACGAUGGGAUUGUCAAAGGUAAAUGGUCAUUCAAUUGGACUUUGACCGAGUACUGCAAGAAUCAGGGCUAUAGUUGUGCCAUUGAGCCUGGGCCGGCUUAUGUCUUGCAGCGUCCCAAGGAUGUCGUUGCUAUUUGCCAAGCUGGUUGCGCUUGUCCGCCAUCAAAACCCCUUGUGUCUGCUAUUCCAUUGCGGCAGAAGCCAAGAGCCCGUGCAGAGCGCAGAAGUAAUGGCAUCGCGACUGUCCCAUCUCCCUUUGGGAUGACCUGUUCUUCGUCGCCCGGCAGCUCCGAUGAAUCACUUACCGACCACUGCCGAGAGGAAGGCUAUUCAUGCGUUGCACAGACGGAUACUGUUCUACGAACUCUUGUUCACAGUGGUACCGACGUUCCUGAAUGCACUCACAGCUGCCGAUGCCCAAGUCCUUUCGAGCAACAUUCAAGACAAAUGGAAAUGUCUGCGACUGAAGAUGAGAGUCCAGACUCUACAGCCGUUGCCCCUCCAAGUGGUGUUCCAAGCCAAUCCUCCAGUCCUUUCGCUCUCAACUGCGGCAAUGUCCCGGACGGUCCUAGCUUCUGCCAGCAAUCGGAUCUGGGAUAUUUCUGUGGUUACAACAUGACGGUUAUGCGGACUUCCACCGUACAAAAUCAAGGUGUGACUUGGUGCGACUAUUACUGCAGCUGUAUCUUCAAGCAUCCUGUCCCUUGCGUCAACGAAUGGAACAUUCCUCUAUGUCGUGAGCUGCCGGAUGGAACUAUUCGGGAUGCCUCGAACACAACGGUUGUCCUUGGAUAUAUUGAGGAUGCGGUCAUACUGCCCAACAAUUCCAUCUUGCUGGAUCGUGGCCAGGCUGGAGGCUUUCCGUUUGUCGCUGCCUCUGCGUCGCAUCAUGGACAUUGGCAUGGCUCCAACGAUACCAGUCAAGGACAUAGGCCUGGCCACAAUGGUACCAGCCAAGGACAUAGGCCCGGCCACAAUGGUACCAGCCAAGGACAUAGGCCCGGCCACAAUGGUACCGGUCAUGAUUCAGGAGAUUCGCCACGUUGGACGGACUGGCCUAUGAAUGGCACUGCAAACGGGCGGUGGAAUAGAACUGGCCGAGCUGAUGAGUGA
This is a messenger RNA of Fonsecaea multimorphosa CBS 102226, 3348 nucleotides long. RefSeq lists its product as uncharacterized. The record is from RefSeq and is a predicted model, not a curated record. Lineage: Eukaryota; Fungi; Ascomycota; Eurotiomycetes; Chaetothyriales; Herpotrichiellaceae. The coding region runs from base 1 to 3348 and encodes 1115 amino acids. The transcript is spliced from 2 exons.